AAUCACUCACCAAUUAGACUAUUUGAAGGUAGUGAGUUUAGUUCAAAUUCUUUUAAUUCAUCUCGAAGUACAAGAGCAUCUCUAGGGUCAUCUCGUUUAAGAACAGCCCCUAUAGUUGUUCCAAUUUCCAUAAUGGUUGGUAGAUCUUUCAAUGAAUGUACAAUGAAAUCAACAGUACCACUAAGCAAAGCGACUUCUAGAUCCUUAGUAAAUAAACUUUUUUCUCCAAUUUUUGGUAAAGGUUUAUCUAGUACUCUAUCUCCCAUUGUAGUCAUUGAAAUAAUUUCAAAUUCUACUUCCGGAUAUAAUUCUUUUAAUUGGCUGAUCACAAACUUUGUCUGAAUUAAUGCAAGUUCGCUUUUACGUGAACCUACACGGAUGAUUGUUUUUUGGUUACUUUUGUCCAUGAUUAAACGAUAGAAUGACAAAUAAAAUAAAAUAGAUAAAUUAUUGACACUGCAAUAGAUUUAUCAUAAAGAAAAAUAUUUAUGAUAAAAAAGAACUAAACCAUGGUGCCUAUUGGUUAAGCUAAAAUAAUAAAAAAUAAAGGUAUUAAUUAAAACAAAUUUACAUACAAUAUAAAUUUAUUUCACUUACCAUAACAGUUUGAAUGCCAUUCAAUAGUGAAUGGCCCGAGUAGUGAGUGAGGCUAAAUUACGUAAUGAAAAACAUACUAGGUACAUGAUAAAUAUAUAGAAAACUAAAGUAAUGAGUAAUAAAAACUAACGUUUCAAGAUCGGACGUUUUUAGAAAGGCAAAGCGAAAGGGGGAAUUUUUGAAAGGUGAUUGCUUAUCAAUGCCAUUGAUUUCAGUGUUCCAAAUAGUAGAUUUUAAACUUUUGUUGGGUACACUGUCUUUACAUAUGUUACCGUGGUUUAGUCAAGUGAUCAAUAUUUUGGAAAGUGUAAAACAAUAACAUAAGUCGUCAGAAAAAAAAAACAAUUUGCUUAGUAUAUUUUCUCAGCAUCAUGAAUUAGCCGGAUGAAUGUACGUAUGCCAUCACGAAAAUUAUGUCCCGAGGUAUUUGUUUCGAACCAUUGUAGAUGAAGCGAGUCUAGAGAAACUAACAUUUAUAAUAGUUUAAGUGACAAACAAAGUACACACAAAAUGCCGUCAGAAUCUAAGAUUCCUGCCCAAAUGGAGAAACCAAAUCAUUAUUCGUAAGAUACGAUUUUUGUUUGGUUGCAAAAAUUACAAAUUUAGACAACAGUAUUGCCUAUUAAAUAUUAUCUGAAUUUAUGUAUUUUUAUAGAUAUUUAAAAGAAUUUCGUGUUGAGCAGUGUCCAUUAUUUUUACAACAUAAAUGUACACAACAUAGACCAUAUACAUGUUUUAAUUGGCAUUUUAUGAAUCAACGACGUCGUAGACCUGUGAGAAAAAGAGAUGGUACAUUUAAUUAUAGUGCAGAUGAUUAUUGUACACAAUAUGAUGAGACCACUGGAGUGUGUACAAAAGGAGACGAGUAAGUAAAUUAUAUCAUUUAAAUGAUUUACUUUUAGAUACUGAGUGUAACGAAAAAAAAUAUUAGUUAUUUUAAAGUAUAAAUAUUAAUAUAAUAUUAUUCACUCAUUUGGUAAUAAACAAUAAAAAUAUUUUAUUGUAUUUCUCACAUGCAAAUUGACAAAUAUAUAAACUUAAAUAAAUUUUAUGAAUAAUGUAAAGUAUAAAUUAUAAAUUGUUUUAUUAUGCCAUUUUAAAUUUAAAAAAUACUAGCUUUUUUGUUAAAAUGGUUACACUAAGAAUUAUUAAUUAUCAUUGUUAAUUUAUCACAUAUUUCUUAAAACUAUUUUAAUAACUAAUUUCUUAUGUGUAUGUUAUUUAUUAAAAAAAAAAAAACAACAUUUAAAAAAUAUUCAUUAGUAUAUCCUACUCUAAGAUAUUAGUACACUUUAAUAUUACCAUGUAGACUAUAGAUGUGUUAUUGUAGUUAUCACUCAAAUGCGUGCUUAACUUUUUUUGUCAAAUUUAAUUUUGGUUUGUUUUUAUACGUAUUCAAUUCAUAAAAAACAUUUUUUUUCAACUUUGAACUUAUGAAUUUUCAUGAUGCCAAUUAGCCUCGUCAAUAUCAUUGAAGUUUUUAGUUUCUGAAUUUCACCAAAAUAGGCCCUUUUUAGUCUUAAUGAACCAACUUAAUCUCUAUCCAUGGAAAAUAACAAUAUAAUUAUAUAUUUACCACAUAGAAAAAAAAUUAAAACCUUUUAUUCAUUAUGUUGUAUGAUGGGAAAUAAUAAAUAACUUAUGAGUAAAGUAAGUCGACAUACACCAUUGACGAUAAACAAAUGCAAAAUAAUAUUUUUAGAUAACUCAAUAAUAGAUAAAAUAUUAUUGAAUAACUCUGAUAAAAGGAAAAACCUACAGUCUUCUAGAAAUAAUACAAAUAACUGCUCUGUUUUUGUCAUAAAACCAAAUGGUUUAUGAAUACAUACUUUAGAAUAUAAUUUUAACCAUGUUAACUAAUAAUUAAAUAUUAUUCAGCAACAUGGAGAAAAUACUAAACGAUUAAGAUUAAAUGUAUAUUGGAUGCCAAAUAGCAUCAAACUUGUUGCUGAAUGAUUCUCAUGACGCUAAUUGGCGUUGGUACUUCUGCAAUGAACUUGUUAAACAGUUUUGUCUUUAAGCUUAAUAUUGAGUCUACAAGAAAUGAUAUUGACAUAUUGAAAUAUGUUGUAUAUUAUUUAACUAUUAAAAUUGUGAACGUAUAGCAAAUAUUGUUUUAAAUGAUCACAAUCCUAAUAUAUAACACUGUAAUAUAAACUUUGUUUUAAUAACAUUUAAUCAUUUGAUGAUUGUUUUACUAUUAGUAGGUAGUGUUUGAAAUAAUAGUCAAUAUCUACACAAACGUUAUACUUACAUUACAAUUUUGAUUAAUAAACGAUUAAUUUUUCAAUUAAUAAUAUUAGAUUAUAUAAAUAUAUUUGAUGAUGCUAAACAUUAGUGUAUUUGUGUUAUUUUAUACACUUAUUAAAAAUAUUUCCACUAAUAUCAUUUCAAAUUAAAUGAAUUACUAUAUUUUGAAGUUGAUUAUGUGAUGUAUAUAAUGUAUGUAACAGUAUUAAGGGACUAAAUAUCUAAUUAAUAAAACUGAUUAAAAAUUUAACUACAUUCACAUUUUUUAUUUUUUUAAUGUUUAUUUAUUUUUAUAAAUUUAAAAUUUAUAAUCUAUAUUUAUAACUAUAUUAUAUGUAUACAGAUUCAUUCGGUUAUAAGGCUUGCUUUGUGUUGGUGUCCCAAAGCAAGUUUUUUAAUUGGCACUCACUGUAUUUAUUAAAUAUGUUUUAAAUGUUACCGACAUAUAUGAUUUUAAAUUAAUUAAACUAUUAACAAAUAAGUAAGGGAACAAUUCUUGAGUUCACAUUUAUAUAUUUUGAUGACAAUCUUCUCACUUUAGUAUUAUUUAUUUAUCCAUAUUCUUGGGCGAUAUACAAUGAAGUAUUUUAAACAAAAUGGAAUUAAUUAUUCUUUCAUUUUGUAAAGAAUACUUCUAAAAUUUAUUUUUAAGUAUAUAUUAUAAAAUAUUUUUCUACAAAUAUUUAAAUUGGCACUUUUUUAAUGUUUAAUUAGGUAUUCAUUGUUUUAUUGUUCUACAUGUUUUUGAAGACCAUUCAACAAUUUAAAAAUGAAUGAACUCAAUAAAGUUAUGAAUCAAUUUACAUUCACCCAGAUUGACAACACUAAUCCCCCAAGUGUAUUCUUAUUAAUAUUGAACUAUAUUUUGAUAGCAUUUAUUGUUCAUUUAAAUUUAAAGUAUUUAUUAUAAAAAUAUAACUGACAGAGACUGGCUUCACAAAUUGGAUGACUCAAGAUUUAUAUUUAAUUAUAUUUUUUGAUUAUUACUCAAAUAUUUAUAAUUGAUUAAAUAAUAUAUGAUUAUCCAUUUGCUUUUAAUUCAAUAAAAAAAGGUGCCAAUAUUUACACCGAACAGCUGGUGAUACAGAAAGACGGUACCAUUUACGAUAUUAUAAGACAUGCAUGUGUGUCCAUGAUACUGACAGUAGGGGAUUUUGUUCAAAAAAUGGGCCACAUUGUGCUUUUGCUCAUGGGAAUCAUGAUCUAAGACCACCUGUAUAUGAUAUUAAUGAGCAGAAGGUAUUUAAUUCAUUCAAAUUAUUUUUAUUAUCAAUAAUAUACUUCAUAACUUUUAUUAGGUAACAGAAAAUGACGAUGAUGAUAAUAUAGAUCUAGAUGGACCAAAUGUAUUAGAUAAAGAAAAAAAUUUAAUGAAUGAAGAUCCUAAAUGGCAGGGUAGGGUUUAUAUAAAAUAAAACUAAUAAAUAUUAUUUAUAUAUUAUGCUAUUAUUGAAUAUAUCAAAUAAAUAUUUUGUAAACUUUAUAGAUACGAAUUAUGUUUUAUCACAUUAUAAAACUGACCAAUGUCAACGUCCUCCUAGACUUUGUCGGCAAGGGUAUGCAUGUCCUCAAUACCACAAUAGUAGGGAUAAAAGAAGAAAUCCAAGAAAAUUUAAAUAUAGGUUUGUUAUAAUUAAUCUUAUGAUAGAGCGCCGUUCAAACUAAUAAAUUAAUAACAUUAUUACCUAUCAAUGUUAUGGGAAAUGUGGAAUAUAGGGCAAAGUUGUCAAGGCAGGGCAACAAGAACACACAAUUUAUUUUAACAUGAAAUGUAUUUAAUAGUUAAUUCAUUAGUUUUCUUUAUUUUUUUAUUUUGUUGUAUAAAUUAUAUUAUUGUAUUAUUUAAAAGAAAAACUAAAAUUAUUAAUUAUAUGAUAAUAAUUUACUUAAAAAAAUGCUGUUAGAUUUUUAACACUUAUUUUGUACAUAUUAUUACAUAAAUCUAUUAAAUGUUUAUAUAGCACAUUUAAUGUAACAAAGCAAAUGUGAUAAGUAAAUUUAAAUUUGUUCGCCUUUUAAAUAAUACUAGCUGAAUUACCUGUCGCUGGGUUUAAGAAAAAAAAAAGUUUUUUAAGUUAAAUGAAUUAAGAUACAUACCGACCACUUAAGUUUAGAGAAAAAAUCAUGAAAAUCGGUCGAGUAAAACUUCCUUUAGAGAUAACUAUCUCAAGAAAUCGCGUCACAUUUUAAUAGUAUAAAUGACAAUAUUUCACACAUUUUACGUUAAAAUAAAUUGUUUUAUUCAAAGUUUACAGUUAAAGUUUGCCCGAGCAGAACCACAUUACCUGCCCAAUAUUCAAUAUUACCUCUAAUAAAUACAUAUUUAUAUUUUAGAUCUACUCCGUGUCCUAGUGUAAAACAUGGAGAUGAAUGGGGUGAACCCAGUAAUUGUGAGAGUGGUGAUUCUUGUGCUUAUUGCCAUACUAGAACUGAACAACAAUUUCACCCAGAAAUAUAUAAAUCAACAAAAUGUAAUGAUGUACAACAAGCUGGUUAUUGCCCUCGUGGAGUUUUUUGUGCUUUUGCACAUGUUGACCGUACAUAUUCACAAUAUAAACACAAUGUUAUGUAUGUUUAUUUAUUUUAUUAAUACCAUUAUUAUUUAGAUGAAAUGAUUAUUGCUCGAGAAUCGGCUGCUGCAUUAGAUUCUUCGACAGAUUUAGCAGAUAUAUUAUCUAAUGCUUUGCCGUCAAUAGGAACUGAAUGUUUAAGAUCUCCUAUAAAAAAAAAAGAUAGUGACAAAAAUAGUUCAUCGGUUGGUAGUUUUUAAAUUUUUAAACACUUGUCUAUAUUUAAACCAUGUGUUAUGUUUAUAGAAUGAAAGUGGAGAUCUUUCUGAAUGCACUUCAAGUAUUGGCUCUCCAAACAAAGCUCCUGGGGCCCAUUUAUCAAGAUCUGAGUAUAUACAACCAUUUCAUAUAGCACAUGAAGAUACUAUUCAAGCUGUAUGUUUUUCAAUGAUUAUUUUGUUAAAACAUUUUACAUGCUAUUAUAAUCAAUCAAUUUUUAGCUUUUAAGUUCAUUUGAUACUCAAUCGUUGUUACCUAAUGUUGAACCACAACGGCGGCAUAGUUCCAUAUUUGGUCCUGUUGUAUCAAAUGGUAAUGGUAAUUCAUCAUAUAUGAAUCAUUAUUCAUCUUAUCAAUCAACAACUGCUAUGAAUGGUAUAGUUUAAUUUUUAUUUUAUUGACAUUUAUUAAAUUCUUUAUAUAUAUUUAUGUAUUUUUUUUUUUUAGGUAAUCUAGAUGAUUUAGUUAUGGAAGAUGGUUUAAAUUUUUCUGUAGACCAAGAAAAUGAAUCUCCAAUAUUAAAUAAUCCUUUAUCAUCAAGUUUACAAGCAUCUGGUAAAUAUAUAAGAUUGUUCAAAUGAUGCAUUAUAAGAUGUAUAAAAUUAAAAUACUUCUAUUACUAAUAUUAAUUGAACUAAUACUAAUAAGUUGGGUUUAGAUUUCAAGGGAAAAGUCAUUUUUUUUUUUUUUAUAAUAAUAGAAAAAUUAUUUAUUUUUAUAUGGAAAUGUGAUCUAUUAGUUUUACUGUGAUGUGUUUUUGUAUUUAUUUUUUUUUUUUCUGUCUGUGAACAACUUUUCUACCAUAAAACUUGCUCCGAAGUAUAGACUGUAGCACCUUUUUUGAAAGUUAAUUUUCUUUUACUGAAGCAUUAAGGAUGUCAUUUUUGUUAUUUUCUGAUGGGUUUUUGAAAAAAUAUCCCUUCAAUAGAUAGACAACAAGAGACUUUUUUUUUGCAUUUUUAAUCCAAUUUAUAAAGAAGUUAUUUGUUUUUCGAUUUUUUCUAUAGUUUUAUUGAUAAUUAGUAAAGAAACUGGAAAAAAAAAAAACGUGAAAUUAAAACUGACAAAUUUACAGUGUUACAAUUUCAUUGUUUUACAUUUUUACAGCCAAUGUUUUCGACCAUAAAUAUUGUUCCAAUAAAAAAACCAUCAAGAGAUCUUUGUUGAAUUUGUAAUCUAGUUGGUGAACAAGCAAAUGGUUUUUUAAUUUUAUAUAUAGUUUCUUUAAUAAUUGAAAAAACUAACAAAAGAUACAAAAAGUACAAAAAAGUGUAUGAAAAAGAUUAUUUUAUUAUUUUCAAUUUUGUUUUUUUUUAAUGUAAUUUAGUUUGAUAUAUUCAUAAAGACUUGAAAUUUUGACAGAAAACUUAUUUUAGCUUUUACUAGAUGUGGUAAAAUUUUCAAAAUAUUUGAUUCAUUUUUGAACUAUAGACAUUUUAAUUUUGCAAGUUUUAUAUAUACUCGUAAUUUUUAUUUGGUAGGUACUAUGUGGAUAAAAUUAUUACUUGUUAGACUAAACAGAAAUGCUUGGAAAUUUAACAGAAGGUUCCAUAAAUGUUGUACUUUGUGGUACAAAAAAAUUAAGCUUUAUGUAGUAUUUUAUCUUAUUAAGAAAUUUUAAUAUCAAAUUUCGACGAAAAUCAUAACACAUAGUAUUUUUGAAAGGCAUUUAUGGCCUUUCAAAACAUAUAUACCCAAAUGCUCCGAAUCGUUUUUUGUUAUUAUUGGUUUAUUGUUGGUUACAGGUAUAAAUUAAAUAACUUUAUGUAUCUCACUUUCCAUACUACUUACUAACUAAUGUAGCCACACCUGUCAGUAGUAUAAACUCUUUUGUUUUUUUUUAUAAAUGCCAUUUUGAUGGUGAUGAUGAUAUAAUAAGUAGUAAUCCUAAUUUAGAUAAUAUUAAAACAAAGAACAAUCAUUUUCUAUGUACAUAAAUAUUUUGAGUCCUAACCGUCAAUGUUUUACUGAAGACAAUUUAUUUAAGUACAUGGUAAUGAAUUUUUUUGAAUACAAACUAGUUAAAUCAACUGAAAUCUAUUUAAUAAUUAGUAAAAUUUGUAAUUACUUUUUAUAAAAAUUAAAUGGGUGUUUUUUGCCUUUUUACACAUUUCAAAUGCUUUUUUUAUUGAUAAUAUUGCCUUCGAAUCCGAACCCUACUAAUAAGUAACAAGUAAUAACUAAUAAACCAUUAUAUAUAAUAUAUAUUCUGCCCCCCCUGCCAGCAAGGUCUGCGCACACCUAUGCACAUACAUUUUGUUUAUUAUUAUAUCAUUAAAAAAUAUUAAACAAUAACACUGUACAUAAUUUUAUUUAACAUUAUGUAUAUUUUUCCAUUUAUAAAUUUAUUCUGCAUGAAUUUUAAAAAUUGACCCCCUCUAAAUAGUGGACGAAAUGUUUGAAUCUGAUGAAGUUCCUCCCAUGAUAUUCAUAACUACUUGUUUAGUUUUCAUAAAUAACCAACAGUAAAAUCGAUUUUCCAUAAAAUGUUUUCUUUUUAUUUAUUGUAGUUUCUACAGUUUGUACAAGUUUCCGAAUUCAUGCGGUUAAAAAAAUAAAAUAAAAUAAACAACUUUGUAAGAUCCACUCAGAAUCUAAAAAGGUUAUCUAUAUUUUAUAUGCUAUAUAGUAAUGAUGACAAACCUCUUUUUACAGAAGACCAUAAAGAAUAAUAAUAAUUGUUGACAGAACUAAGAAUUAAAACUUUUACUUUUAAGUUAAUAGAAUAUUAUCUUAAUUUACUGUAGAUACAUCUUAAUAUAGUCACAGUGAUUUAUUUAUUUAUCAUGUAUUGAUUAAAUGAGAAAAAAAUGUAAAGUAUAAACAUAUCCAGUGUACUCUUUAAGUUGAAUAGAGUAUAAUAAAACUAACUUAUUUUGUUUUUAAUUGUGCAAAAUAUUAAUUGUUAUUCAUUUUUGCGUUUGGUUAACAACUUAGGGAAAAAGAACAUAUUCAUUAAAUAAUGUUAUUAUUUUGUUUUUUAUUAUUAUUAAUUUAUUCAAGCAAUAAAUGUUUGAAAAAAUCUUGUCAUCAUAUAUUCCCUUAAUUUUUACCACUAAUGUGUUUCUAUGACUUUAAAAUUAUAAAAUAAUUAUUUAUAAUUGUAUUUUAAUAAAAUACAUAAUAAAAUUGUGUGCAUGUUUUCAGAUAUGUUAGGAAGUUCUGCUCCAGUAAAUAUUCCUCUUACUCGUCAUAAUAGUAUUGGUCAAUUUUCACCAACAAUAGCUUCUCCUUUAAAGCAUAUGCAAAAUAACAUGAUACAAAAAUCUAGGUAUAACCAGCAAGAUGGGCUAGGCCAUUUAAAUAUUGUCACUGGCAAUAAUUUUGGCUCAUCUGGUUUAUUUGGUAUUGGCUCUCCAGGAACAGCAAAUACAUUUCCAAUUAGUCCUUCAAAUACAAACGAUGUAAUAAAAUUGCAAUUUCAAAACUAACUAUUAUGUACUAAUGUCUUAUUUCUUUUUUGAUACUAGGCACAAGUUCAACGAUUACAAGACGAAAUAAUGAAAUAUAAAACAAAAAUAGCUUCUUGGGAAGUUGAUCGAAUGGCACAAGUUAGAUGCACUUAUGAUGCAUGGCAAAGGGAGACUGAAGAUUUAAAUACUAAAUUAAAAAUUGCCGAACAACAAAGAGAUGAAGUAAAUAUGAUAAAGUAUAAAAAUGGUUAUAGUAUUAAUUAUUAUUUAUAAAAGGCUAUUAAUCAAGCAAAAUCAUUACAAAAAGAAGUAGAUUUAUUACAAGGAUCACCUUAUCUGCAUGGAUUACGUAGAGUUUCCGAAAUUAGAAAUUUAUCACUAUCUGUAUUAAAGUCAUUACAGAGUCAAAUGAGAAAUGAUUUGGAGGAAAUUGAAAAGGUAAACUUAAAUUAUUCUUUAUUUAUGAGUUCACCUGUAUAAUAAUAUGCUAAAAUUGAUAUUAAUUUUGAACAAAAAACUUAUGUAUAUUAACUAAAUAAUUAUUUUAUUUUAUGCCUCAAGACGACCUUCGUACAAUCAAAUAUUUAUUCAUUCUACCUACUAUUUGUACUUAUGAAAAAUGUACCCUGAUUAAAUUUACCUCUUGUUACUCAAUUUUGAAUGUAAAUAAUCAAUUAUUGGGAAAAACUGAUCUUCUUAAAAUAAUCUUAAGUAUUUAAUCACCUAUAUAAAUGUUUCUCAACCUAGGGGUUGCCAACUAAUUAUUUAGGGUCGCCAAAAGUAUAAAAUAUGUAUUUAAGGGAGGUUAGCUAAAAAAUUAAAUUUUCAUUUAGCGGGUCAUGACAGUAAAAAGGUUGAAAAACAUUGACCUAUAAUAUCCAUUAAUCUAAUAUAAUAGAUUAAGGCACCAGACUAUCAAACAUUAUGAAUGACUCAUACAAGCCUAUUUAAGCCUUCAUAUUUCAAUAAUUUUGUUUUAUUUCUUGAUUAUUGUUUGGUCCAGGUUUUAUAUUUACAAACAGCUACAAAAUGCAUGAAAUGUGAAGAGCAAAACAGAAGUGUAACAUUGGGACCAUGUAAUCACUUUGUGUUAUGUAAUCAGUGUGUGGAUACAAUAAAAGAUUGUCCAUAUUGUUCGACACCUAUAUUAUCUCAUACUAAUACAACUACAACUCAGGCAUAAAUAAUAGAGUAUAAUAUAAUAUAUUUUAAGCAAUCAAAAACUUAAUAUUAUUAUUAUUAUUAUUAUUAUUAUUAUUAUUAUUAUUAUUAUUAUUAUAAUAUACAAUUAAUACAAUUAACCUAUAGGUUUAUGAUACAAGUUUAGAAAGAAAAAAUGAUGCAUUUAGUGCUACAUGUUUGCAAAGUUUUCAUUAUUGAAAUGUAUCAAAUUAUAUAUUAGCAUUUUACUAAAAUAAUACGAUUCUUCUUUAAAGAAUUUAUAUUUGAUUUUUUCUCAGAACUCAUUUGUGUAACUAUUACAUAUUAUACGACUUGUAUAAUAUUUAAACAUUUUUAUUAGUAUCAUAUUUCAAAUUAAGUAUAAAAAAUAUUUAAAAA
Cinara cedri is the source of this 10609-nucleotide messenger RNA. Lineage: Eukaryota; Metazoa; Arthropoda; Insecta; Hemiptera; Aphididae. The record is from the annotation of a GenBank genome assembly.